This is a messenger RNA of Hemibagrus wyckioides, 945 nucleotides long. Its product is annotated as adrenodoxin-like. NCBI's taxonomy places the organism in Eukaryota, Metazoa, Chordata, Actinopteri, Siluriformes, Bagridae. The record is from RefSeq and is a predicted model, not a curated record. Gene Ontology annotation, biological process: positive regulation of oxidoreductase activity; P450-containing electron transport chain. The coding region runs from base 386 to 931 and encodes 181 amino acids. The transcript is spliced from 4 exons. Gene Ontology annotation, molecular function: 2 iron, 2 sulfur cluster binding. Gene Ontology annotation, cellular component: mitochondrion.
UAGGCGUAACCAGGAAAUACCUUGAAGUUAAUUUAUUUCAUGUCUAAAAUGCAUGCGGUGUUCUAAUAAUGAAAUAAUGAUGUUCCUGCUGCCAGAGCAAAAUCCGAGCAAUCUAUAACAUUUUUUUUAAACUCUGUUUUAUAUCUGCAAAGAGUCGACUCUCUAAGUGUUAUUAUAAGGUGUUAUGCAACUAAUGCGGUUGGGCAACCCGAGCCGUACUCUGAGCUCUAGCAUUAGCUAGCAGUGCUAACACAGCCAGGCGACCGACUCUGGGACAAACUAGCUCUUCCCAUUCGGUCAGGUUUUAAUUCAAGGUCGACGGUACGAUCACGAUUUUUUUUUUAUUUAAUCGCACGCAUACCGAUUAGUCGUUUAAUAAAAAACAAUGUCUUUUUCGACGGGAGCGAGGAGAUUAGUCGGUUUGAGUCUUUCCCGGAGCUCUUGGAUUCCUUCAAGGGGUGCCAAUACUUCAUCGAAAACUUUGUCAUCUCUGAGCAGACUAUCAACAAGACAGCAAGACCUCAUUCGUAAAAGAGACAUAACAUCCUGCAGCGUCGUGCAGCCUCUCAGGUCGGAAAACAAGGUGGUUGUCAAUUUCAUCAAUCGUGAUGGAGAAAAGAUUACAGUCAAAGCUUCCCCUGGUGACACGCUGCUAGAUGUUGUUGUUGAACAAGACCUGGACUUCGAUGGUUAUGGAGCAUGUGAGGGAACUCUAGCUUGCUCCACGUGUCAUCUCAUCUUUGAAGAGGAGACAUAUAAACAGCUUGGACCAAUAAGUGAUGAGGAAAUGGAUAUGCUGGAUCUUGCCUAUGGUCUCACAGAUACGUCUCGUCUGGGUUGCCAGAUCUGCCUAACAAAAGAUCUGGACGGCAUGACUGUGCGUGUUCCGGAGAGCUCUGCGGACAUCAGGCAGUCUGACGGCUCUGCCUAAUUUUUUUUUUUUUU